CAGCGCUGCCGGGCGGAGGAGAGCGGGCGGGCCUGCGGCGGCGGCGGCGGCUGCUCGGGAGCGGGUGGCGGCGCGACAGGAGAGCCGAUGGCCAAGUGGGGCGAGGGCGACCCACGCUGGAUCGUGGAGGAGCGGGCGGACGCCACCAACGUCAACAACUGGCACUGGACAGAGAGAGAUGCCUCCAACUGGUCCACCGAGAAGCUGAAGACGCUGUUCCUGGCGGUGCGGGUGCAGAAUGAGGAGGGCAAGUGCGAGGUGACGGAGGUGAACAAGCUCGACGGAGAGGCGUCGAUUAACAACCGCAAGGGCAAGCUCAUCUUCUUUUACGAGUGGAGCGUUAAGCUCAACUGGACCGGUACUUCGAAGACCGGAGUACAGUACAAGGGACAUGUGGAGAUCCCCAACUUAUCUGACGAGAACAGCGUCGACGAAGUGGAGAUCAGUGUGAGCCUUGCCAAGGAUGAGCCUGACACGACCCUUGUGGCAUUAAUGAAGGAAGAAGGGGUGAAACUUCUGAGAGAAGCAGUGGGCAUUUACAUCAGCACCCUGAAAACAGAGUUCACGCAGGGCAUGAUCUUGCCCACAGUGAAUGGAGAGACAGUAGAGCCAGCUGUGCAGCCAGCACUGAAAACUGAGGAGCGCAAGGCCGUGUCUGCUCCUUCAAAGGCCCAAGCCAAAUCUGUUGGUGUCAAAAUCCCCACGUGUAAGAUCAGCCUGAAGGAGACCUUCCUGACCUCACCAGAAGAGCUGUAUCGGGUACUCACCACCCAAGAGCUGGUCCAGGCCUUCACCCACGCCCCCGCCGUAUUGGAAGCAGACAAGGGCGGGAAGUUCCACCUCGUGGACGGCAAUGUCUCCGGGGAGUUCACGGAUCUGGCCCCUGAGAAACACAUCGUGAUGAAGUGGAGGUUUAAGACCUGGCCGGAAGGGCACUUCGCCACCAUCACCCUGACCUUCGCUGACAAGAACGGAGAGACAGAGCUGUGCAUGGAAGGCCGCGGCAUCCCUGCACCCGAGGAGGAGCGGACACGGCAGGGCUGGCAGCGGUACUACUUUGAGGGCAUCAAGCAGACCUUCGGCUAUGGCGCGCGCUUGUUCUAGGGCAAGGGGGUAGUGCAGGGCCUCUCCCCUCCGGCCCCCUCCCCAGCUGAGGAUCCGGCUCACAGGAUCGCACCAUCGACCUAUAGAUAAGGGGGCUGGAGCCCGGGCUCCCUCCCUCCACAUAUACCUUGGGUUUGUGCAUGUUUGGGCUGGGUGGGAACUAAGGGUGGUUUCUCUCUUGUAUGUACAUACGCUUAAUAAAGAUAAUUUUUAAAAUGCA
This is a messenger RNA of Erinaceus europaeus (western European hedgehog), 1324 nucleotides long. RefSeq names its product activator of HSP90 ATPase activity 1 (gene AHSA1). Gene Ontology annotation, cellular component: cytosol. Gene Ontology annotation, molecular function: ATPase activator activity; protein-folding chaperone binding. The record is from RefSeq and is a predicted model, not a curated record. The transcript has 9 exons. Lineage: Eukaryota; Metazoa; Chordata; Mammalia; Eulipotyphla; Erinaceidae. Bases 88 to 1104 code for a protein of 338 amino acids. Gene Ontology annotation, biological process: protein folding; positive regulation of ATP-dependent activity.